UUUUAAUUUAUUAUAAUCAUCACCAUUGUUUAUUUUCCUGUGUUUUUUAUUUUCUAAAUCAGUUAAACAUGAAACUCUCCACCGCAUGAUUGUUGAUACAAUUAGUAAAACUUCUGUAAACCUUUCAAUGGUUUGUUAAUACCUUCUUUCAAUACCAUGUCUAAGACACUGGAAGACAACAAGGAUAAGGAUAAGGAUAAGGAUAAAUAUACUGGGUUGUGUGAAGAAGAAAUAGUUGAUGGAUUUGCAAUAUUCUCCUUUCUUACUUACACCGAUUUAGAAAAAACUGUUAAAGAACAAGAAGAAGCUCUUGAAGAUAAAAAUAUUGUUACAAAUAAUAAUUCAAAUAGUAAAGGUAAAGAGAUUGAUGGUUGUAACAACAAGAAGACAUCAAAUAUAACUGGUAAAAGUGCCUCAUCCGGUGGAACUGUUCAAAGGAAUCGUUCAAAGAAGAAUCAUUCAAAUAAUAAUAAUCAUAAAGAUGGUAAUAACAAAGAGAGCAAAAAGUCAUCAAUUGUCGGUAAAGGAUUGUCUGGCUUAACAAGUACUCAUCACCAUCUUAACCAUAAUCAUCAUAACAACACAAAUCAUCAUCACUCCAAGUCAAUUGGUAAAAAUAAAGAGAGCAAAGAUAAAGUUAAUUUAAAUAACCAUCAUCACCUUAACAAUUCAAAUAAUGUUAAACACAAUAUGAGUUCAUCAGAAGGUAAAAAGAAGCAACAUGUAACAUCUUUAACCUCAUCUCCUGGUAAUGGAAGCUCAGAGGUUACCUCGAUUAAUGGACCAGGCAACAUCACUGGUCAUUCAGAUGAUAAAAGUGAACCUGAAAAGGCACGUAAACAAGGUCGAGAACGAGAUGAAAGCAGUUGUCUAACCGGUAGUAAUGCCACUUCAACCGCCUCUACAAAUGUUAUCACUAAUACUAAUAAUAAAGAUAAAUUGAACCUUUCCAAAGCUUGCCAUGUCAACAAUAUCAACAAAAAUAGUGUUAAUUUGAAACAUGGUAAUCAUUCAAUUAACAAGUCCAAAUCAUCGUCAACCGCAAAUAACAGUAAUAACAGUUCAACCAUUUUAUCAUCAACACCUUCUGGUAAGGGUAAAUCAUCAAAUAAAAUUUGCCAUGACAAAUCAUCUAAAAUUCAUGAUGCUCUUUCACCAGUCUCGGGAUCAUCUUCAUUAUCAUCUUCAUCUUCAUCAGCCACGACAACAACAACAACCAAUAUUGUUACACCAAUUGGCACAAUGAGUUCAGUAAAGCACAGCUUAAAAUCAAGUUCUCAUGUGGAUAAAGGUUGUAAAGCUAGUCCACCAUCAAAGAUGAAAAAGAAAUCACAGUCAAUGACCGAUGAAAAUCAUAAGAAGAAACUUGAAUCAAUUGGUGAUGAAAGUGAAUCUAAUCGUUCCAUUGAUGGAUUCAAAAAGAGUUCAAAAAAUCCAUCUUCUGGUGGAUUAAAAAGCAAUCGAGGACAACAAAACAAUACUGAAUCUAGUAAGAAAAGUCAUAAAGAGGUUAAAAGUCGGAAAACGUCUCAUUCAAAAGACAAGGAUAAAAGUGGACAAUGCAAAUCAAAUGGACAUCUCAAGGAGUCUAAACUUUUCGACCAAUCGAAAGAAAGUCAAUCCAAAAGUUACAAUGGGACAACAGGGUUAUCAACUCCUUCUUCAUCAUGUCGAGGUCGAUCUCCCAUCAACACUUCAUCCGAUGAAAUUUGUGAUACCAAAAGUGUAACUAUUGUCGCCAAGCGUACCAAAAAGAGGAAACUGAAAGAACGGGAUAAAAGUAGUAAUAACAUCAAGUCUGAGAGUUCAUAUCUUAAAGAUUGUGCAUUAAACAGUGGAAGCAACGGCAACACUGGAAAUUCUGGAAUCGCUAAUCACAAAGAUAAACACGGUGCUCUUACCCAUCACUAUUCAAUCAGUAAAUCAUCCUCUGUACCAAGCGACAAUCUUAAUCCAACCGUUGUACUAACUGCUACAACAACAGCAAUAUCACUUAAUAAAGGUAAAUCGUCUGUCAAAAGUUAUCACAGUAAAUCUAUGAAAACACAUAGAGUAGGUAACUCAUCAUGUUCAUCACAAUUAACAGGUAAACAUGGAUUAAAGGCCAGUAAUAGUCAUCUCAAUGAUAAAUCACCAGAUUGUCAACCGAAAAAGAUUAAAAAGAAAUCAAUAUCUUCACCAAAAUCUCAAGAGAAUCAAAAGAAACAAUCUAAAGCUGUACUUUCCAAAACGACUUCAUCCAAUACCUCUAAAGCUUCUCCAUCUUCUUCAUCUUCGUCCUCUUCUUCGUCUUCACUUUCCUCUCUCUCAUCGUCCUCAUUAUCUUCCUCUUCUUCCUCACUAUCUUCAACCAAUUCAACGUUAAGUGGAGUAAAAUCAACACCAAUCACUUGUACACCAACAGCUUUGUCUACAUCCAAAGUAACUUCAACAGCAAACUCAAUCAGUAUUCAGGUUGAUGGUGAAUCAAUUGGAUGUGAAAGCAAAUUUAUCAAUGAUCGUGAAAAUAAGCCUAAACAUCAUUCGGUUAAAGAAUCAGUUAAGAAGGAAAAAGCGGAAAGUUUAAUUUCAUCUGUUAGUAAAAGUAUUAAAUUGUCGUCUUCAUCUUUAUUCUCAUCUAAAUUAUCAAUGGAUAAUACUCUGAAUCCAUGCAUGAUGGAAAUAUCGUGUGAAAAAGGAUCUGAAAAUUGUGAGAAAACAUCUUCAUCGCCAUCAACAACAACAACCACAACAACAAUAAUUACAACAACCACUUCAACAGUAAAAAAUCAACCUGAAAGAUAUUCACAGUCAAAUUUAAGCUCGCCUUCAGCAACACCAGCAAAAAGACGGCGAACCUCAUCUUCGACUAAUGACCAUUCUAAACCAGCUAAAAGCAAUUUAAAUCAAGAGCAAAAAUUAGAUGAAACAAUUAAUAUAAAUACCAACAAUGGUAAAAGUGUUGGUAAAAAUAUCAAUAACAACAAUAUCAGUAACAAUAAGAAUACUGUUAACAGUAACAAUACCAGUAGUUAUGAUAAACAUAAUGAUAAAUCUGUUUCUUCUAAUCGUCAAAAUAACAAGGUUAAAAGUGAUAAUGUUGAAAGUAAAUCAUUGGCAAUCAUUACUCCUGUAACAACGAGUGAUUCAGUUUCAACCGAAUCAACAACAUUCUCAACCAAAGUAUUAAAUGCAUGCGAUUCAUCUGAAGAAUCGCAACUCUCUUCAGUUAAACCAAGUAAACCAGUAGAUCCUUCAGUAACAGAUUCAACAAAAUCUGUAGUAAUCACAACCACGACAACAACAACAACAACAACGACCACCACAAAAUCAUCCGUGUUAUCAUCGGAAAGUUCACUGGAAACUGUAACCACAAAUUCAACAACAAUGAAUGUCCACUGCGAGUCUAAAGAAGAUGAGAGUAAAAUUGAUAAAAAUGUAAAUAGUAUUGUAAUUAAAGAAGAGAUGCGAUCUAAUCAAAUGGAUGAAUGUGAUGAUGAUAAUGUUAAUGACUUGAAAAAGCAGGAAUUAUGUUCAUCAGAUUCAACCGAUUCCACUGCAAUCAAUGAUACAAAAUGUAAUUCAAUUAUUGCAUUAAGUUCAAGUGAAUCUUCAAAUGGUGAUUCAGUGAAUAUUGAAAAACUUGGACCUUGCUCGGUUCCAGUGUCGCCUAGUUUACCUUCAAAGCCACCGACCACAGAAUCAUCAGCCUCAUCGUCAUCCAAUGAAAAAUGUGUCUAUCAAACGUCACCUUCAAUGAGUGAUGAAAACUUGUCCAAGCGUGGUUUAACCAACAUUGCUAGUAAAAAAUGUGAUCCUGUAAAUAAUAGUUGUAACAUAAACUGUGCCAGUUCUAACACCAAUUCCAAUAGUAGCGAUAACAGUAUUAGCAGUAUUAGUAAAACAAUUGACACAACUAAUGUUAGUAAUAGUAUUAGUGAUACCAAUAGUAAUAGUAAAGACCAAUUUAGUAAUGUUAAUCCAUUGAUGUCAACUAGUGUGACUAAAAGUUCAUCAAAAUUAUCAACCUCUACUCCAAAGAUGAAACCUGCUGAAGCAGCAAUAAGCUUUAAAUUGGAUAAUCUUUUGAGUGGAGUUCCACCUUCAAAAUCACCGUUUUGUGUACGGAGUCCUAAUUCAAGUCUAAUGCCUAGUUUUACAACACCACAACCAUCCUCAGCCUUGACAAAUAAUGUUUUUAGCAUGUUUACACCACCAAUGCAAAUGAAUUCAACAUCAUUCCAGAAACCUGGUCGAUGGAAUACAAUGCAUGUAAGAAUAUCAUGGGAAAUAUUAAGACAACAAAAAGCCUCUCAAGGAGAUAAAUCGAAUACAAAUUCAUCUUCACCUUUAACAAUUACACCUUCAUCAAGAUCUUUUAAUUUAAAAUCUCCAACCAUUUUACCACCAAGUUCCUCAUCAGCAUCAUCUAUUUCAUUACCCACUUUGAGUAAAAAUAGUCAUUUACCUUAUGAUCUGAUUCGACCGCCAGCUACUAAUAUUUUUGGAGAUCUUAGACCAGGUCUUCAAACACCGCAAUCACAAUCACAGCAACAAAACCAACCUCAACCACAUCCGCAACCUCAACCUUUACAUCACCAACAAAAUCAAUCACAACCGUCAACACCUCAUUCACGAUCACUAGAGAUCUCAUCAUUUUCAGCAUCAUUAAUGAAUGCUGCUUCUGGUGGACUCAAUUCAACUCCAUGGAAUCAUAGGUCACCAUUUGGUCCAGUAUCUUUAGCUAGUGGCCAUCUUCCCUAUCCAUCUUUGCAAGCACCUUCUUCUUCUGCUUCUUCCUCUACUUCUAGUUCUAUACCACAAUCUUUAGCGUGUUCAUUGCCAUCUUCAAUGUCGACCUCUUCAACAUUUUCAGUUUCAACACCAUCAAUAACUGCACCGAUAUCGUCUUUAGGUAAAAUAAAUGGAAAUAAUGAUAUUUUAAGAUCUUCAAAUUCAAUUUUCGGUCUUCCACCUCGGCCUGGUGAAAUGACAUCCUUUUCAACAUCUCUUUAUAAUGCUGCAGUUGCUGCUGCUGGACAUGGACUCAAUAGACCAAAUUUAGAAGCAUGGAAUUCACCAUUUGCUCCUGGACCAGGAAUGUCUUCGAUUGCUGCACAUAAUUUUAUUCGUUCUAGUUUACCUGGUUUCCCUGGUUUUCCUCAUCCUCACCCUAAUCCACAUUCAUCUCACAAUAAUCUUGGAUUACCAGGUUCUGUGCCAACAUCAAUGUCUAAUAAUUUAUUUGCAAACCUUGCACCACCAAAAACACCACAUUCAUCAGCAUCUUCUAUAUCAUCAUCCAAUAUAGAUUCUUUAAUGAAUACACCUGGUCGUCCUGGUAGUUCAAUUUUUCCGCCAAUAGAACAUCUUCCUCCAAUAUCAUCUUCUUCUGGUUGUGGCUCUGUUCCUGGAUCUGGUUCUUCUUCUUCAUCUUCAACAUCAUGGGGAGGCCUUAAAGCUGAAGCUGAAAAAUCAGAAUCUGGUAAACAUAAAGAUGGGACAAGUCGAAAUAUUUCUUCACGUUCUAAAGAUGAAAUGCGAAGUGCUGCCCAUCAUCAACAACAACAUUACCAUCAUCAACAUCGUAGUAGUAGUAAUAAUAGUAAUAGCAGUAGUAGCAAUAAUAAUAGCAAAAUUGUUGGAUCAAAGCAUUCAUCAUCAUCAUCGAAUCAUAAUGGCGAUUAUGAAUCAUCUCAUCGCCGUGAACGAGAAAAAAGUUCAAACAGCCAAAAACGUGAACAUUCACGACCAUCCAGUGUUAGCAGUGUAUCAAGUGGUAAUAAAAUGAUGAAAACAAGUAGUAGUGCCUUUAAUGAUAAUAGAUCAUCUCACAUAAAUGAAUCAAAGGCUAAAGAUGAUCGUAAAGAAUCAAUGAAUAAUUAUAACAAAUAUUUUGAUCGAAGUCAUAAACAUUCAUCAAAUUCAAUUGACCAUUCACAUCGGGACCUCAAAUCUGCAAGCCUUCUAUCAAGCUCUAUUGGUGUCUUUAACAAUUCCAAUUCAGCAAUUCUGUUUUCUACCGCUUCUACAGCCUCUUUUAAUAAUAGUAUUAUGUCCAUUCCUACACCACCUGGACUGCCACCUUCAAUCACAUCAGGAAACAAUCAUUCAUCUGCAGCCUCUCUAGCAUCUAUGAAUCUUCAUGUGAACAAUGCAAUGGACCAUCGAGCUCGUUUAAUGGGCCUUUUUGGUCUUUCACAUGGACCACCACCUCCACCAUCAACACCAUCAUUAUGUCACUCUAUGCCACCUUCACCUCAUGGUUUACCUGGUCACUUAUCUCAUCCCAAUCCUGGAUCAGGAAUUCCUUCUGGACUUUCCCAUGAUUUUCCAAAAUCCUUUUGGAGUCCAUUUUUCCAGCCACAUCCAGGGUUCCAUGAAUUCCCUCCUAGAAAUGAUUUUUUAGAGCGAGAACAUUUGUUGCAACAGUAUAAUAUACUUAACUCUUCCGGUGGAGGAGCGCCAUUGACUGAAAAACUUGCCAAAGAAGGGCCACUUCAUGCGCUAUUGGAAAAAGAAUCUCGAGAUAAAGAAGCCGCAUUUGCCUCUGUAUUUGAUAAGAAUCGACUUGCUUCUUCUUCUGUUUCAACUUCAACUUCAUCCUCAACCUCAUCUUCAGUUAAUGCUCAUCAUCCACAUCUAAGACCCGGAGAUACAGGUUUAAUUGCGCCAAAUGCACCUUCACUAGCUUCACCUUACGGUGGUCCAAGCUCAUUAAGUCAUGGACCAGGUAAUUUAGGCUUAGGACAUGCACUGCCACCACCACCUCUACCACCUUUAUCGCAAUCUCAUCCACAUUCACACGCAUCUUCCUCUUACCAUCAUCAGCUACAACAACAUCACUUUAAUCAAACUUCACCAGGUCAAUCGACACCAUCUUCAUCAUCUGUUUUAAUGUUUCCUCCAAAUCCUUAUUUAAACAGUUUGCACUCACUCUCUGCCAGUGCUGGAUCAAAUGUCCGAACAGACCUCAACAGUCGUACCAAAUCAUUGUCAUCUUCAUCCUCACCCUCAUCUGCACCAUCAAUUAAACAGUAUCCUCAUCAUGGAGCAUCACAUUCACCCUCUCCAAUGUUUAUACCACCGUUAAACGGUCUAACUGGUCCACAUGGAUUCAUUCCACCACCAUUAGUUAAUAGUAAAUUAUCAACACUUGAUACCUCAUUUGAAGUAAAUUGUGUUAAUAGAUCAACAAUAUCAAUGUCUAAUCCAUCAACACCAGCAAGUGGAAUUAGUUUAGCUGACCUUAAAGAAUCUAAAUCAAGAUGAUGAACUUGUUAAUCAAAUUUAAUCUCGGUGGUGAUACUGAUUAUAGUUUUUCAUAUGGUAUCAUAUUGGUAUGAUUAAUAUAAAUUAUUUAUGAUCAAUUUUUACACUGUCAAGAUAAUAGUAAUUAGCCUUUGAAAAAAAAACCUAACACUCACAGACCUAACUUUAGACUCUUUUUUUUGUACACCAAAAAUGCUUUUGUCCAAUCAAAGAUUCCAUUGAACAAAGCAUAUUUCAUUAUUUUUACGUUCAGAGUAAAACUUAAAUUUUAAACAAUUAAUCAACAAUGUACCAUGAAAAUCUAGUUGACAAUCUUUUGAUUGAUUUCUUGAAACAUUACCUUUCAACUUAGAUGAUAGCUUUAGCAAACAGCCGUUUGAUCACAAUGUGCGUUUUUUAAGUCUCACAGGAUUGCUCUGAAAAAAGCCUAAUACUAUUGCUAUUACUAUUAACAUUAUUACUUUUAUUUAUUAUUAAUUGUUAUUGUAAAUAAUAUAAAAAAAGCGCAACUUUGUAAACUUGAAAUGUGAAGAAGCAUGAAAUGUUUAACUAAAGAUGAAGGCAAAGUAAGGACAAAAGACACAAAUCGUUUGGAUAUUGAUUAGGAACCAAUGAUGAGGAAAAAGAAACAAGCAAUCAAAUUAACUGUGAAAUCAAAGAGUUGUAAAAAAAUGCAAUUCAAAGACAAUGUAUUUAAAUUAACUUGAAAUUGUAUCAUGAAAGGAUGAAAAAAGCUUGGCAUUUUCAGAUCCUUUCUCUUUUUGAUUACUAUUUAUCAACUGCAACUUUGUACUCAACCCAUCACACACACACAAUUGAACAAAUCCUUUCCACCUAUUUAUUACUGUAUAUUAACAUUUGACCCCUUCAAGUCCCUAUUUACCUAUUUAAUGAUCCCGGUGAUUGUAAUUUAAACCUUUCCCUUAAUCACUCCAAAACACCUUUUUUUGGCCAUUGUAUUACUUGAUUUUCAUCCCCAUGUAUGUUCAAUAUUAACCCUCGCAUUUGCAAACCGAUACUGUAAUUUUAUCCCAAAAAACUGAAACUCUCACACAAUGUUGGCAACUAUUAAUAUAUCAUCAAGACAUCUUAAAA
Molecule: messenger RNA, 8346 nt
Organism: Tetranychus urticae (two-spotted spider mite)
Lineage: Eukaryota; Metazoa; Arthropoda; Arachnida; Trombidiformes; Tetranychidae
Source: RefSeq, a predicted model, not a curated record